Australozyma saopauloensis is the source of this 1278-nucleotide messenger RNA. It is a transcript of the gene KGD2, whose product is annotated as alpha-ketoglutarate dehydrogenase. The record is from RefSeq and is a predicted model, not a curated record. Gene Ontology annotation, cellular component: mitochondrion; oxoglutarate dehydrogenase complex. Gene Ontology annotation, molecular function: dihydrolipoyllysine-residue succinyltransferase activity. The transcript has a single exon. Lineage: Eukaryota; Fungi; Ascomycota; Pichiomycetes; Serinales; Metschnikowiaceae. Gene Ontology annotation, biological process: tricarboxylic acid cycle. Bases 1 to 1278 code for a protein of 425 amino acids.
AUGUUUGCCAGAUCAGCCACCCAUGCUGUCCGCCAAUUGCGUGCUGCUCCUCUCUGUAACAGCCUCCAUCUAGCCCCUCAACACAUGGCCCAAGCCCGUAUGGCCGGCUCUCCGUUGGCUUUGGCCUUCCACAGACUUGCUUCUACCACCGUUAAGGUUCCUGAGAUGGCGGAGUCCAUUACCGAGGGUACCUUGUCUUCUUACAACAAGGAGGUCGGUGACUACGUCGAGCUCGAUGAGCUUCUUGCUACUGUCGAGACUGACAAGAUUGACGUUGAGGUCAACUCCCCUGUUGCUGGUACCGUCACUGAGUUGUUGGCUGCCGUAGAGGACACCGUUGAGGUUGGCCAAGACUUGGUCAAGAUCGAGGAGGGUUCUGCCCCAGAGGGCGGUGCUGCCAAGAAGGAGACUCCUAAGGAGGAGAAGAAGGAGGAGAAGAAAGAAGAGAAGAAGGAGGAACAAAAGGAGGUGAAGAAGGAGGAGGCUCCAAAGAAGGAAGCCCCAAAGAAGGAGGCUCCUAAGAAGGAGGCUUCUUCCUCUUCCAGCGAGUCUACCGGCUCUUUCACCGCUUUCUCCCGUUCCGAGGAGAGAGUCAAGAUGAACAGAAUGCGUUUGAGAAUUGCUGAGCGUCUUAAGGAGUCCCAGAACACUGCUGCCUCUUUGACCACCUUCAACGAGGUUGACAUGACCAACUUGAUGGAGAUGCGUAAGUUGUACAAGGACGAGGUCUUGGACAAGACCGGUGUCAAGUUCGGUUUCAUGGGUGCUUUCUCCAAGGCCGCUUCUUUGGCUUCUAAGGAGAUCCCAGCUGUCAACGCCUCCAUUGAGAACAACGACACCAUGGUUUUCCGUGACUACAUGGAUAUCUCCAUCGCCGUUGCCACUCCUAAGGGUUUGGUCACUCCAGUUGUUCGUAACGCUGAGUCCUUGUCUAUCUUGGGCGUUGAACAGGAGAUUGCCAAGUUGAGUAAAAAGGCUCGUGACGGUAAGUUGUCCUUGGAGGACAUGGCCGGUGGUACUUUCACCAUUUCUAACGGUGGUGUCUUCGGUUCUUUGUACGGAACCCCAAUCAUCAACAUGCCACAAACCGCUGUCUUGGGUCUCCAUGGUGUCAAGCAAAGACCUGUCACUGUGAACGGUCAAAUUGUUUCUAGACCAAUGAUGUACCUUGCAUUGACCUAUGACCACAGAGUCUUGGAUGGUCGUGAGGCUGUUACCUUCUUGAAGACCAUCAAGGAGCUCAUCGAGGACCCACGUAAGAUGUUGUUGUCUUUGUAA